GUAACGGCAACGCUGGAUCGUUAUCUUUCCAAUAAGUAGUCAAUGUCGUUUUAGGGUAUGUAUUUCAUGUUUUAGCGGAAAUUUACUGUUGCGGCUUGCAGAUCAUUUAUUUCUUUGGUUUUUUUGUGUUGAUAUCGAAACAUGUCCCUUACAACAAUGAACAAACCAAAAAUAUUCUUCGAGGAAGAGACUCAAACAGAAAGGUUAAGCAGGAAAGUCAAAGAAACUCCAUUUUUCCCUAUUG
This is a messenger RNA of Leptinotarsa decemlineata (Colorado potato beetle), 244 nucleotides long. RefSeq names its product HIG1 domain family member 1A, mitochondrial. Gene Ontology annotation, cellular component: mitochondrion. NCBI's taxonomy places the organism in Eukaryota, Metazoa, Arthropoda, Insecta, Coleoptera, Chrysomelidae. The record is from RefSeq and is a predicted model, not a curated record. Gene Ontology annotation, biological process: mitochondrial respirasome assembly.